CCCUCUCCCUCUUAAACCCCCGCCCUGGUGACAGGCAGAAAAUCAGACGGUGCCAGACGCAGUACCGACGCCUCGCAGUACAGACGCUUCCUCGCCUCCCAGGCUCACCGCACGCAGCUCUAAGCCAACAUGUCCGAUAAGCCAGACCUCGCUGAGAUCGCCUGCUUCGACAAGACCAAGCUGAAGAAGACCGUGACAGAAGUGAAGAACCCCCUGCCCACCAAAGAGACCAUUGAACAGGAGAGGAAAUCCACGCCCUGAACUCCAGGAAGCAGAGAGAGGGGCACUAUGGGCCGGUUUCACCACCAGUCACUGCUGUAGCUACUGUCCUGCUGUUUCUGUAAAGGGGGGGUGGGGGGGGGGGGGGGGGCACACGUCCCUUGGACCUGGUGUAGGAUCAUCCAUGUUUAUGGGGACCAAUGAGGCCCCCGACUUUAUACUUAAUCACCGGGGAUGGAGACAUCAC
This is a messenger RNA of Anguilla anguilla (European eel), 466 nucleotides long. It is a transcript of the gene tmsb2, whose product is annotated as thymosin beta 2. The record is from RefSeq and is a predicted model, not a curated record. The transcript is spliced from 3 exons. NCBI's taxonomy places the organism in Eukaryota, Metazoa, Chordata, Actinopteri, Anguilliformes, Anguillidae. Gene Ontology annotation, biological process: actin filament organization; regulation of cell migration. Gene Ontology annotation, molecular function: actin monomer binding. Bases 130 to 261 code for a protein of 43 amino acids. Gene Ontology annotation, cellular component: cytoplasm.